UGCAAGGAGGAACCUCUGAGGUGCAUAUUAGGGAAAGAUCUGCUUCUCCUCAAGGCCUUGAAAUCCCAGAUCCCGACGGGCUGGGCGCCUCUGGAAGUCACCGCGCUUCGCUUUGCAUAACAAUACACAGCUUUGCAUAACCAACGCCGACCGGCAUUUAAAGGCGUCGCCGCGGGCCCCAGACCUUGUAGUUACCUUCGCGCGAGCCCACCUUUUGCAAUGAUGUCCCUGAUUCGGGCUCCGCUCCUGAUCUCCCUGGGCUUGCUUCUCGCUGGCCAUGAGGCCCUUGCAAAGGCUCCAAUGAAACAGGCAUUCCUGAUCAGCAGCUUUUCCUGGGAGAACUGUGACGAUGGGAAGGACCCUGUGCUGAUCAAAAGCCUGAAUGUGGAACCUAGCCCCAUUGUAGAGCCUGGGAAUGUGACUGUGAGUGCUGAGACCCAGACAAGUGUCCCGCUCAAUUCUCCUCUGAAGGUGGACUUAACUGUGCAGAAGGAAAUGGCUGGCUUCUGGGUCAAAGUCCCAUGUGUAGAACCAAUAAGUAGCUGUACCUAUGAAGACAUCUGUAACGUAUUUGACAUUUUCCUUCCCCCUGGAGAGCCCUGUCCAGAGCCCCUGCACACCUAUGGGCUUCCCUGCCACUGUCCCUUCAAAGAAGGCAAAUACUCACUGCCCAAGAGUGUUAUCACCAUACCCCACCUGGACCUGCCCAGCUGGCUCAGUACCGGAAACUACCGCAUCCAGAAUAUCCUAAGCAGCGGCAAGACUGGCAUUUAA
Myotis brandtii (Brandt's bat) is the source of this 774-nucleotide messenger RNA. RefSeq names its product ganglioside GM2 activator. Gene Ontology annotation, molecular function: enzyme activator activity; lipid carrier activity. The transcript has a single exon. The record is from RefSeq and is a predicted model, not a curated record. Gene Ontology annotation, biological process: lipid transport; ganglioside catabolic process. Gene Ontology annotation, cellular component: cytoplasmic side of plasma membrane. Bases 220 to 774 code for a protein of 184 amino acids. NCBI's taxonomy places the organism in Eukaryota, Metazoa, Chordata, Mammalia, Chiroptera, Vespertilionidae.